Molecule: messenger RNA, 651 nt
Organism: Naumovozyma castellii
Lineage: Eukaryota; Fungi; Ascomycota; Saccharomycetes; Saccharomycetales; Saccharomycetaceae
Gene: MED7
Product: mediator complex subunit MED7
Exons: 1
Coding region: 1-651 (216 amino acids)
Source: RefSeq, a predicted model, not a curated record
AUGCCAAGCAAUGAUGCAAAUGACGUUAGCUCUUUAUAUCCUCCACCACCACCCUAUAUCAAAUUCUUCACACAACAAAACGUUGAUAAAUUGGAGAAGUAUAAAGAGGAAAAGCAGCUGACAGAAGCUAACGAUGAGAAUGAUCCUACUGUUGUAGAGGGAGACAGCGAGGAGGUGUUUACUAACGAACUAGAUUACUUAAUACCACCUAAAAUGCCCAAAUCUCACCAAUAUAGAGCGUUUGGAAGUGUUUGGCAAGUGAAAGACCAGCUACCUGACUUGGAGAGUAUGGGUAUUACACAACUAUACAAAAAAUCUGAUGAGAUAGGGAAACCAACCAAUUAUCAAUACAAAAUCCAAGAAUCUAGAAAACUGUUGAAAUCACUACUUCUGAAUUACUUAGAGCUAAUUGGUGUCUUGAGCAUAAACCCAGAGAUAUACCAACAGAAAGUUGAAAAUAUACGAACAAUACUUAUUAAUAUACACCAUUUACUCAACGAAUAUCGACCACAUCAAUCUCGAGAGUCUUUGAUUAUGCUACUAGAGGAACAACUGGAGUACAAGAAGAGAGAAAUUAAACAUAUUGAGCAGACUUGUGAUCAUGUAAGAGAAAAACUUUCCAAAAUCAGUGAUCCCAAGUCUCUAGAUUAA